GUCAGAUAGCAACCAUGGUGAUGACCAAGAGCGCGGUGGCGGAGAAGAAGAGCAGGUCGGCGCUCGCCGUCGCGCUCCCUCGUGAGCUCGUCGUCGACAUUGUCGGGAUCGUCGCGGCGAGUUCCUCGCAGCCCAUGGCUGACCUCUGCAACCUACGAUCCACCUGCAAGGACAUGUACGGCGCAUCCAAGGAACGCCACGUCGGCAGACGCUUGGCGCUGGAGAAGGAGAAGAUGAUGAAGUGGCGGGACAACAUGGCCUACCACGCCAUGCUGAAGCACCUGGCCGACGUCGGCAACCCGGAGGCCUGCUUCAUCGUCGGCCUCACGCUCGUCUUCGCCCGACACGACACGCAGCAGGGCCGCGUGUGCCUCAACCAGGCGGCGGCCGGCGGCCACAAGACGGCGGCCUACGUGCUCGGCCUGCUCCUCUACACGCUCAAGGACCAGCGACAGCGAGACCUCGCGAAGCGGUACAUCGGCCUGCUCGAGGGCGACGCGGGGUGCACCAAGGUCACCGCGGAGAAGACGAAUCUGGAGUACAGGAAGUAUCGACAGCUCGCCGCGAACGCUGUCCGAGAGGUGGCAUGGAAGAAGGGGAUGACGGACAGCAGGAGGUCGGGCCUCGCGUCGGUGCUGCUAGAGGAUGACGGAGACCGGUGCACGAGCGCCCGCUGCGGCCUGCCACAAGGCGGCUGGGCGGACUACGACAUCUUCUGCAGCGAUGAUUGCAGAAUUAGGCGUGAGCGUCUUGAAUUCUUUGGAAUGGUGUUAAGAUAUCUACCUUAAUUGGGCGCCAGCGCUAUAUAUCGCUUAAUUUUUUA
Molecule: messenger RNA, 823 nt
Organism: Lolium perenne
Lineage: Eukaryota; Viridiplantae; Streptophyta; Magnoliopsida; Poales; Poaceae
Product: putative F-box protein At1g67623
Molecular function (GO): protein binding
Source: RefSeq, a predicted model, not a curated record